UCGGACUUGGCUCGGGAUCGGCCCCGCCUCUCCCUCCCUCACUGGGGCCUAGACGGCCGGGGCCGCGGGGAAAUGGAGCCCUCUCCCACCGCUGGGGGCUCGGAGACCACUCGCCUGGUGAGCCCCCGAGACCGUGGCGGCAUUGGUGGCGGCCUGCGUUUGAAGAGUCUCUUCACAGAGGCCUCAGAGCCCGUCCCCGAGGAGCCCAAACCCACAGAGAUGUCCUUCCAGCACUGCCACAAGGACCCCCUGCCCCAGCCGGGUCUCACCCCUGAGAGGCUGCAGGCGCAGAGGCAGCUGUGCGCCGCCUGUGCUGUGUGCUGCGUCUUCAUGGCCGGGGAGGUCGUCGGUGGGUAUUUGGCGCACAGCCUGGCCAUUAUGACCGAUGCAGCCCACCUGUUGGCAGACGUGGGCAGCAUGAUGGGCAGCCUCUUCUCCCUUUGGCUCUCUACCCGUCCAGCCACCCGCACCAUGACCUUUGGCUGGCACCGUUCAGAGACUCUGGGGGCUCUGGCCUCUGUGGUCUCCCUCUGGAUGGUCACUGGCAUCCUUCUGUACCUGGCUUUCAUCCGCCUGCUGCACAGCGACUACCACAUCGAGGGGGGUGCCAUGCUGCUGACCGCCAGCAUCGCAGUCUGUGCCAAUCUGCUAAUGGCCUUUGUGCUGCACCAGGCUGGGCCCCCCCACAGCCACGGGUCUAGGGCAGAGUAUGCACCGCUGGAGGAGGGGCCUGGGGAGGCCCUGCCCCUGGGGAACACCAGCGUCCGGGCGGCCUUUGUGCAUGUGCUGGGGGACCUCCUGCAGAGCCUUGGGGUGCUGGCUGCCUCCGUCCUCAUCUACUUCAAGCCUCAAUACAAGGCAGCUGACCCCAUCAGCACCUUCCUCUUCUCCAUCUGCGCCCUCGGAUCCACCGCUCCCACCCUCCGAGACGUUCUCCGCGUCCUCAUGGAAGGUACCCCCCGAAGUGUGGGGUUCGAGCCUGUGCGAGAUACCCUGUUGUCAGUGCCAGGAGUCCGGGCAACCCAUGAGUUGCACCUGUGGUCCCUCACGCUCACCUACCACGUUGCCUCUGCACACCUGGCCAUCGACUCCACAGCUGACCCCGAAGCUGUCCUGGCUGAAGCCACAUCCCGGCUCCACUCCCGGUUUGGAUUCUCCAGCUGUACCCUGCAGGUCGAGCAGUACCAGCCUGAGAUGGCCCAGUGCCUGCGCUGCCGGGAGCCCCCCCAAGCCUGAGCCACGGCCCCACCUGCCUCCCCCCACUGCCAGGCCCCUGGCUCAGCCUUGGACUCUCAGCACCUGCCUCCCUGCUCACGGAGAAGUGGCAGAGCUGGGCCUGCACCCUUCCUCCCUCCCCGCUUCCACCUGCCGACCCCCCAGCCCCAGUGGGCAAGACCAGAGUGUGUGUG
This is a messenger RNA of Sus scrofa (pig), 1409 nucleotides long. It is a transcript of the gene SLC30A3, whose product is annotated as solute carrier family 30 member 3. Gene Ontology annotation, molecular function: zinc ion transmembrane transporter activity. Lineage: Eukaryota; Metazoa; Chordata; Mammalia; Artiodactyla; Suidae. Gene Ontology annotation, cellular component: plasma membrane. Gene Ontology annotation, biological process: response to zinc ion; zinc ion transmembrane transport. The record is from RefSeq and is marked provisional.